UGGGCGCUGCGGGCCGGUGGCGGGAAGGGGUUUGACCGCCGAGCGGCUGACGGGUGCGUGGAGGCGCCGAGCCCUGCGCGUGGGGCCGCAGUUGUCUGCGGCGCGGGUGGGAGCCCGCAGCCGUCGCUGCUGCCGCUUUUAGCAGCCCUGGUUGCCGCUGCACGCGCUUCUACCUCCCGGUGGAGGACACGGGACAGAGAGACGCGUUCCGGGUUAGCUUGCGUUUUUCUCCCGCAUUGAUGACUGCAGCUUUUGACGGACGGGCCUUUUCAUCUCUUAACUAGUUCUUGGAUAUAUUUUGUGCUGCGAGAUCUUUUGUUGCCAAGUUACGUAAUUGGGCAAGAGACAGGUUUUUGGCAACGAAGUCCAUAAAAGGAUUGUUUGAAAUAACGGAAGGAAAUGGACGUACAUCCAACCACUCCUAGCAAAGAAAGAGUUUUCAGUUUGGAAAAGGCAUUUUGCUACAGUGAAUAGAGUCGAUCUCUGCUCUGACCUUACAGUUUGUGGACUGACCUUAUCUCUAGGAAGUGGACGCUCGGCCCUCCAGCUCAUCUUAGGAUGGCGUCUGCCUCAGGUCUGAGGUGGCUGAAUGACAGGCAGAAUGAGAAGAGGCCUAGAACAUGGGAAAGCAAAGGCAAACUGCUGUCUGAAGACUGACUCGCCCCAUGGCUUUCAUGCAGUUUGGAAGCAGGGGAGACUGUCAGAGAGGUGCUGUACUUUUGCACACAGCCUGGCUGAAGGCUAAGAGAACUGAAGGAGCUCUAACAGAGGAACUGGAAUCUGUAAGCAAUGAGCUCCAUGCGAUUGACAUCCAGAUUCAAGAACUUACAGAGAGGCAGCAAGAGCUCCUUCAGAGAAAGUCCGUCCUGGCAAAGAAACUCAAGCAGUGCUUAGAGGGCUCCGAUGCCGAGGCGAGCAGCAGCUGUGACUCCUCACCAGCCUCAUGGAAUAAAGAAGAUUUCCCGUGGUCUGGGAAGGUUAAAGGUGUGCUGAAAAAUGUUUUUAAACUGCAGAAGUUCAGACCCCUGCAGCUGGAAACCGUCAAUGUCACCAUGGAUAGAAAGGACAUCUUUCUGGUCAUGCCCACAGGAGGUGGGAAGAGCUUGUGCUACCAGCUGCCAGCACUGUGCUCAGAGGGUUUUACACUUGUGAUUUGCCCACUCAUCUCUCUUAUGGAAGAUCAGCUGAUGGUUUUAAAACAGUUGGGAAUUUCAGCUACUAUGUUGAAUGCUUCUAGUUCUAAGGAGCAUGUGAAAUGGGUUCACGCUGAAAUGGUGAGUAGAAACUCCCAGUUAAAGCUGAUUUAUGUGACUCCAGAGAAAAUUGCAAAAAGCAAGAUGUUCAUGUCAAGACUAGAGAAAGCCUACGAAGCUGGAAGGCUGACUCGCAUCGCAGUGGAUGAGGUGCACUGUUGCAGUCAGUGGGGACAUGAUUUCAGGCCUGAUUAUAAGGCACUUGGCAUCUUGAAGCGCCAGUUUCCCAACACCUCACUGAUUGGGCUGACCGCAACAGCAACCAACCAUGUUUUGAAGGAUGCACAGAAAAUCCUGUGUGUGGAUAAAUGUUUGAUUUUCACAGCAUCUUUCAAUCGGCCAAAUCUUUAUUAUGAGGUUCGACAAAAACCCUCGAAUGCUGAUGACUUUAUUGAGGACAUUGUAAAGCUCAUAAAUGGACGGUACAAAGGGCAAUCAGGAAUCAUAUACUGUUUUUCUCAGAAAGACUCUGAACAAGUUACCAUUAGUUUGCAAAAAUUGGGAAUUCAUGCAGGAACUUACCAUGCCAAUAUGGAACCCGAAGAUAAGACCAAGGUUCAUACUCGGUGGUCAGCCAAUGAACUUCAGGUGGUCGUGGCUACAGUUGCAUUUGGCAUGGGAAUUGAUAAGCCAGAUGUGAGGUUCGUCAUCCACCAUUCAAUGAGCAAAUCCAUGGAGAAUUACUACCAAGAGAGUGGCCGUGCCGGUCGCGAUGACUCGAGAGCAGACUGUAUUCUGUAUUACGGCUUUGGAGACAUAUUCAGGAUCAGCUCGAUGGUGGUCAUGGAGAAUGUAGGGCAGCAGAAGUUGUACGAGAUGGUGUCAUACUGCCAGAAUAUAAGCAAGUGCCGUCGUGUGUUGAUAGCACAACAUUUUGAUGAAGUGUGGAAUGCUGACGCCUGUAACAAAAUGUGUGACAGCUGCUGCAAAGACAUUUUGUCUGAGAAAAGGAAUGUAACACAGCACUGCCGAGACCUGGUCAAGAUCCUGAAGCAGGCAGAGGCACUGAAUGAAAAGCUCACUCCACUGAAGCUCAUCGAUUCUUGGAUGGGAAAGGGAGCAGCCAAGUUGAGAGUGGCUGGCGUUGUUGCCCCGGUCCUUCCCCGAGAAGACCUGGAGAAAAUCAUCGCACAUGCUCUCCUGCAGCAGUAUCUCAAAGAAGACUACAGUUUCACAGCUUACGCCACCAUCUCGUAUCUGAAAGUGGGACCCAGAGCUAGUCUUCUCAGCAGCGACGCCCAUGCUGUUACCAUGCAAGUGAGGAAGUCCACACAGAGCGGCGCCAGGGCUGCGUCAUCUGGACUGUCGGAGCAUGCCGAGGAGAAAGGGGACGUCCAGAAGUCCACAAACAGGCUUCAGCCGUCUGGGGCUAAGAAAAGGAAGCUGGAUGAUGCCUGAGUGUCACUUAAUCUUGCACAAAAUAACUGUUUACGUUAUUUAUGUCUAGAUCAUUUUUAUGCUUAAUUUUUGAAACAAUUUUGUAUUUUAUACAUAUAAAAUUAUAUAUUCAGAGCUUAUCUGAAGAUAUUCAGGAUCAUUUGAAAAUUUGAGGUCAGGAGUUAUAUUUUACAGUAUACAAUAAUGAAAAAUAAUACAUCUUUUAUGCAAAGUUGUCUAAGUGUGAUAUAUUUGAGAUUAAGUCCAUGUAAGUGUCAUAAGCUCAUUUGCCUUGCUGUGACUAUCUAGUUUUCUGGUGUGACUCCCUUUAAAGCAAUACCAUGCUGACAUAGGCUCACCCUUCCAAGAUGGUGCCAUUUUAGGCUGAGCAAUGCAGAUGAUGUCUGACCGGAAGAGCUGAUGUUUUAGCUCAGAUGAAAACAGUCAGUCACCAGUACCAAGGGUGUCAGCAAGAAGACUCGGCAUGUUCUAAGUAAAUCAAGACAGCAAGCCUCCUGAAGCCCUGGCCUUACUCUGAUGUUCAGGCAAAGAAGGAUCUGGUACACAGGUGCAUUUGUGUUAA
This is a messenger RNA of Microtus oregoni (creeping vole), 3213 nucleotides long. RefSeq names its product RecQ like helicase (gene Recql). Gene Ontology annotation, cellular component: chromosome; cytoplasm. The transcript is spliced from 16 exons. Bases 666 to 2651 code for a protein of 661 amino acids. Lineage: Eukaryota; Metazoa; Chordata; Mammalia; Rodentia; Cricetidae. Gene Ontology annotation, biological process: double-strand break repair via homologous recombination. The record is from RefSeq and is a predicted model, not a curated record. Gene Ontology annotation, molecular function: nucleic acid binding; four-way junction helicase activity; ATP binding.